Molecule: messenger RNA, 3276 nt
Organism: Penicillium nucicola
Lineage: Eukaryota; Fungi; Ascomycota; Eurotiomycetes; Eurotiales; Aspergillaceae
Gene: pkcA
Product: protein kinase c
Exons: 10
Coding region: 1-3276 (1091 amino acids)
Biological process (GO): fungal-type cell wall biogenesis; signal transduction; protein phosphorylation
Molecular function (GO): ATP binding; diacylglycerol-dependent serine/threonine kinase activity
Source: RefSeq, a predicted model, not a curated record
AUGGACGGGGACGAGCUGAUCGCCUCGGUCGCCCACAAGAUCGAGCGGGAGAAGGCCCUCAUCACUGCUGCCAGUAACAUGCGGCAGUCGACCGACAACCCCCUCGUACAGCAGAGAGUCGACGCCAACAUCCGCGAUGGCCGCAAGAAUAUCGCUUAUUUGGAGGAGAAAAUGAGAGAGCUGCAGAUUCGUCACAUGCAGCAGGAGGCUGGCUCACCUGGCCAGCGUCACCCGCAUGGGGGUCCGGCGCCCCCACCAAAGGACUCCUCCGGAUACGCUGGCGAAGGCGACUAUGGUGAUGGCCGCAACUAUGCUCAGGGUGGCGCUGGGUCGAUGCCGUCCGGCGCUCCAUUCGCUGACCCCCGACCUUACGCUCCGAUCCCAAAGGCCAGGCCAAACUACACGAAGCUAGAUCUUAUCAAAUAUGACACUGCAUACCUCGGGCCGAAGAUUCAACUCAUGUUGUCCCAACUGGAGUUCAAGCUGAGUGUCGAGAAACAAUACAAGGCCGGUAUUGAGAAGAUGGUGCGCUUGUACCAGGACGAAGGUGACCGAAAGAGUCGCGCCGAUGCCGAGGGCCGUCGCAUUGAGAGCAACCAAAAGAUCCAGCUAUUAAAGCAAGCUUUGAAGCGCUAUGAGGAUCUUCACGUUGAUAUUGAUCCUACCGCCGAUUCGCCCGAUGACGAGAGUUUAAGCGUCCCGAACAUGCGCAAGCCUCUGACCGGUCUACUGACGAUGCGCAUCACCGCAGUCAAGGAUGUUGAUCAUGCCGCUAGCUCUCGAUUCUCCCGAGGUCCGGAGACAUAUGUGGUCGUCAAGGUCGAAGACACCGUCAAGGGUAAGACAAAAGCGACACGAAACGAUAGAUGGCUGGACGAGGCAUUCUCCAUGGAUAUCGACAAGGCCAACGAGAUUGAAUUGACCGUUUACGACAAGUCGGGAGACCGCCCGACCCCCAUCGGUAUGAUUUGGAUUCGAAUUUCUGAUAUCGCAGAGGAGAUGCGUCGUAAGAAGAUUGAGACCGAACUCAACACAGCUGGUUGGGUAUCCGCCGAUAAGAUGGCUGAUGGUGGAUCACCUCGCAAUGACCACCCUGGCUCUCCCCAGGGAGCUUCCCAAGCCCCCGGCUCUGCACGGCCAGGUACCUCUGGUCAAGGUGGCCACCACGGCGGAGAGGUUUCGAAUGUGCCUCCAACUGUGACGAUCGAUGCGUGGUUUGCUCUGGAACCCGUUGGACGGAUUCAGCUGCAGAUGAGCUUCGCUAAACAAUUGAAGGACCGCCGUCCCUUCGACAUUGGUCUCAACCGUCAAGGUGCCGUGCGUCAAAAGAAAGAAGAGGUUCACGAAAAGCAAGGUCACAAAUUCGUUACGCAGCAAUUCUACAACAUCAUGCGCUGUGCGCUUUGUGGAGAAUUCCUCAAGUACGCUGCCGGCAUGCAAUGUGCAGAUUGCAAGUACACCUGUCACAAGAAGUGCUACUCCAAGGUUGUCACCAAGUGUAUUAGCAAGGCCAACUACGAGACCGACCCGGACGAAGAGAAAAUCAACCACCGCAUCCCCCAUCGUUUCGAAGGUUUCUCCAACAUCUCCGCCAACUGGUGUUGCCACUGUGGUUACUUGCUGCCAUUUGGUCGUAAGAAUGCAAAGCGAUGCUCUGAGUGCGACCUUACAUGUCACGCUCACUGCACUCACCUUGUACCCGAUUUCUGUGGCAUGUCGAUGGAAGCGGCCAACCAAAUUCUCGAGACAUUGAUUCGCGCCAAGAAUCACAACAAGUCUGCCUCUGUCAGUUCCGGUCUAAGCAAUCGCACCCUUCGACCAAGCGGUCCGCCGCAGCCCCCUCAAGACAAUGCUGCCCUCUCCUACCCCCAAAAACCGAUGGAAGGCCCCUACGGGGCUAUUCCCAGACAACCCUCCGCCGAAGCGUCACCAACAGCUUCUGCACAGGCCGCACAGCGCCAACAGUUGCCUCCGAAAUCCCCUACGGGACCUUCCGCCGCCGCCGCUGCCGCCGCCGCCGCUACUGGCAUGCGUAGCCCCCAGCAAACCCCGACUGAAAUGAACCGUCCAAUGCCACCUCAAGCACCUCAGCAGCCCCAGCAUGCCCACUAUGAUCCAUCUGCUUAUGCCAACUUCCCGCAGCAGCCCCCGCCUCAGGCUAUGCAAAAGGCUCAACCUUAUCCGAUGGCACCGCCGCCACAGCCCAUGCAGCAACAGAUGCCCCAACAAGUUGCACCGCCUGCUAAGGAUGAUGCUGCCCUGACACAGGCCAAGGCUCGUAUUGGAUUGGAUCAUUUCAAUUUCCUUGCUGUUCUCGGAAAGGGUAACUUCGGAAAGGUCAUGCUGGCUGAAACCAAGAGCAGCCGCAAGCUGUACGCCAUCAAGGUCCUGAAGAAGGAGUUCAUCAUUGAAAACGAUGAAGUGGAGAGCACUAAGUCCGAGAAACGUGUGUUCCUAAUUGCAAACAAGGAACGUCACCCAUUCCUCCUCAACUUGCACGCUUGUUUCCAGACUGAAACUCGUGUCUACUUCGUCAUGGAGUACAUCAGUGGUGGUGAUCUUAUGCUGCACAUUCAACGUGGCCAAUUCGGUCUCAAGAGAGCACAAUUCUAUGCCGCCGAAGUCUGUUUGGCGCUCAAGUACUUCCAUGAGAAUGGUGUCAUUUACCGUGAUUUGAAGCUCGACAACAUUCUUCUGACCCUUGAUGGUCAUAUUAAGAUUGCUGAUUAUGGUCUCUGCAAGGAGAACAUGUGGUACGGUUGCACGACCAGCACCUUCUGUGGUACACCUGAAUUCAUGGGUCCCGAGAUUCUACUGGACAAGAAGUAUGGACGGGCUGUCGAUUGGUGGGCAUUUGGUGUUCUUAUCUAUCAGAUGCUCUUGCAGCAAUCUCCUUUCCGUGGUGAAGAUGAAGAUGAGAUCUACGAUGCCAUUCUCGCUGAUGAGCCUCUCUACCCCAUCCACAUGCCCCGCGACUCCGUAUCAAUCCUGCAGAAGCUGUUGACUCGCGAGCCCGAGUUGCGUCUCGGUUCUGGUCCCACCGAUGCCCAGGAAGUCAUGUCCCACGCCUUCUUCCGCAACAUCAACUGGGAUGAUAUCUACCACAAGCGGGUCCCUCCGCCUUUCAUCCCCACAAUUAGCAGCCCCACUGAUACCAGCAACUUCGACCAGGAGUUCACCAGUGUGACUCCCGUCUUGACCCCUGUGCAAUCUGUGCUUUCUCAAGCCAUGCAGGAAGAAUUCCGCGGCUUCUCCUACACUGCCGACUUCGCCUAA